Molecule: messenger RNA, 3799 nt
Organism: Nezara viridula (southern green stink bug)
Lineage: Eukaryota; Metazoa; Arthropoda; Insecta; Hemiptera; Pentatomidae
Source: the annotation of a GenBank genome assembly
CUUUCCUGACGACAGUGGGGGGUCCGCCUGGAACCUUAUAAGCUGGAUAUUUUCUGGAGAAGCCACUCAGUCUAGAAGUGAACUUAUCAGUGUGAUUGUGUUCUGUGCAUUCAGCAGUUUGGAAUAAUAUUAAAAAUGAAGAUCGACAACCAAAAGGAACAAUCGAAUGGAACCAGUAAUGGCAAUAACCCCGAGGAUUUCUUCUUACAAGCAGAUCAAAGCUUUGAGACAAGGGCUAUUCACGAAGGCCAAAGUCCAGACCAAUGGAAAUCAGGAGUUAUCGUUCCUCCUAUCCACACUGGAUCUACCUUCAAGCAAGCAGACCCAGAAGAACAUAGUGAAUAUUUUUAUGGAAGGAUUGGAAAUCCAACAAGAAGUGCCCUAGAAACUUGUAUUGCAAGUCUUGAUAAAGCCAAAUACUGUCUAACUUUUGCUUCUGGUCUCGCAUCAAUCGCUGGAGUAGCAGGACUUCUCAAAGCUGGUGAUCACGUCAUCUGUGGAGAUGAUCUUUAUGGUGGCACGCACAGCUACUUCAAGAAUAUCGCUAAAGAUAAUGGUGUAGAAGUUGACUUCAUCGAUACAACAGUUGUUGAAAAUAUGGAAAAUGCCUUCAAACCUAAUACCAAGAUGGUCUAUGUUGAAAGCCCUACAAAUCCACUCCUGAAGAUCAUGGACAUUCCACGUCUUGCGGCAGCUAUUAAGUCUGAAUGUCAAGAUAUCAUAUUUGUUGUGGACAAUACAUUUUUAACUCCAUACCUUCAGAAUCCUCUUUUGAUGGGUGCCGAUAUUGCUGUUUAUUCACUGACCAAAUACAUGAAUGGUCAUUCCGAUGUUAUAAUGGGAGCUAUAACUACCAGCGAUGAUGAAUUAUACAAAAAAUUAGCAUAUAUUCAACACAUUGCAGGAUCUAUUCCUUCUCCUUUCGACUGUUAUCUCAUGAACAGGAGUUUGAAAACUUUGUCAGUAAGAAUGGACAAACAUAUCGAAAAUGCGACUAAAGUAGCCAAAUUCUUAGAACAACAUCCUCUAGUUGAAAAAGUCCUCUAUCCAGGCUUGGAAUCUCACCCACAAUAUAAAUUAGCCAAAAGGUUAUGGCAUGGUCCUUCUGGAAUGAUCUCAAUAUUCUUGAAAGGAGAUCUGGAAAUGAGCAAAGCGUUUUUGAAAGCUUUAAAAGUUUUCGCUCUUGCUGUGAGCCUAGGAGGCUUUGAAUCCCUUGCUGAAUUACCAACAACAAUGACUCAUGAAAUAGUUCCGGCUGAAAUCAAAGAAGAAUUGGGAAUCACCGAUAAUCUGAUAAGGUUGUCCAUCGGCCUGGAAUCAGCAACUGAUCUUAUUAAGGAUAUGGACCAGGCGUUGAAAAUAGCUGCCAAUUUCUACGUACCCUCAUAAUUUAUAUUUUUGUGGUUUGGCUGUGAUUUUUACUGUGUUAAUUUAUGAUUGUAAUUAAUUUAUUUAUAGAUAAAAGUUAUUUAUUUAAUUUAUUGAUACUCUAUGAUACCCCAAGCUCAUUGAUUUAUGGUUUUUAAUUGAUCACUUGAGGCAAUAUCAAGAGUAUGUAUAAAAAUGUAGUAUUUAUUAUUAGUGAAGCUGAUAGAAUUUCUUUUUAUAUAAUUAAGUCUAAUUAUAAUAAAUGAAAUAAUUAAUAUUUUAUCAAUGUUUGUAUUUAUAUUGCUGUAAGUCAUUUUAAUUGUUAGCAAUUAGCAGCAAUUAAGUAUUAAUAAUUUUGUGUAUCUAUAAACAAUCAACAUCGAACCAAAUAAACAAACAUUAUCUUUAGUUUCUACUUUUUUUUUUCCAACUUCCUUGGCUGGUAACAGACACAAAUAGUCAGGAUUGUGAAAAAUCAUUAUAUUUUUUAAAAGUUUUAAAUAAAUCUUCAUGUCAUUUUAAAUAAAUUUCAACUAAAUAUUAAAAUGUUCCAUUUGAUUUUAAGUAAAUUUUAAAGAUUUAAAAUAAAUAAUACUGUCUCUCCUCCCAAUUUAAUACAAAACUAUUUUUACUUUUUUGAAUAUGUAGAAUAAUACAAUCUACGUCAUAAUCUAACAACAUAAGUAAUAAUUUCGCAUUAAAUGAUAAUAACUAUUAGCAUUGAAAAAAUUAAAUAAUAAUUAAAAUACCUCAGGCUACUAACAAUGAAGAACUCGAAACCUGAUUAAGUAUGAUAUGAUAGGGGUAUAAAUAUUACAAAAAAUGUAUAAACAUUGUAAAAUUGGUAUACAAUAUUAUAUAUAUAAUUAAUUAAAUAUAUCUAAUUAAUCAUAAUUAAGAAAUAUAUAAACCAUUUAAAAAAUGUCAGAUUCUUUCUUCAACUUGUAGCUUAGGCUGAUUCUCCAUUUCUGCCAAAAAAUAAGUUUUAUAUUUGAUGUCUUCGAAUCGGAGAUUUUUAUCGACUAAUUUAACUUUCAGUCUUCUUAUUAUUUUCGAUAAUGCAAUUUUCAUUAAUGUUAUUCCAAAAUACUCACCUAAAAUACACAUAUAUAUUUUUGGCAUAUAGUUAUUAUAAAAUUUAAUGUAGUAAAAUUAUUAACUAAUCUAACGAGAACAUUCUCAUAUCUAGAUAUAAUUCAUCCAACAAUUCAAAAUUAUAUACAAUUUAAAUAAAUCAUAUAGAUAAUUGAAGUGGGAAAUCAUAUAGAACUUACUAUCAUGAAUCAUGAACUGUUUUUUAAGAUUUGUCUUCAGUACUUUGAGACAGUCUCAUGUGUCCACCUAUAUGCUGAAUCAAAGUGGCUCUUCCCCUCUUCCCGCCGCCAAUACUUCCUUGGAAAUUUCUUAUACCAAACGAUCAGCUCCCAGCACCCUUCCUAUAUCUGCUGUCUCCUUCAGCCUAAAGCCUCAAUCCACUCAAUAAAAACGAGAUCUCGUAUUUCUGACCUCUAUAUCGCAUCCCAUAGGACGAAAACCUAUGAAUGUUCCUUCUUAGCCCGCUGUGUUUACCUUCUGGAAUUCCUUGCCACAUAACAUCUGUCAUGCCUCUUCCCUGUCAUCUUUCAAAUACCUCCUUGCAUUCCAAUCAGAUGAUCCGCAACCAUAAAUUUCAUUUUAAGAAUUGAAUUUGUAAGAAGUAAAUAGUGGUGUCUAAUGUUUAAGUUUUAGCAUAAAACAUCACUGAUUUUUUGUCACCUAAUUUAUUUUUACUAUUUAUUUGCUUUUCUCUUCACGUCAGGUUUUUCUUUUUUCUCUCUGGGUAUAUAUGUUUAUAUGUAUGUAUUAUAUUUUUUAUGUAUUUUUAUUUUUCUAUAUUUUUCUAUUUCAACUAUAAUCACGCUUGAGAAGAUUUUUUGUUUAACUGUUAACAUAUCAUUUCAUAGAGUUAGUUUAUUAAUUUAGGCUAAUGUGUAUAUUUCAACAUCUAAACCAAUGCCUUUCUGUUAAUACUUUUGUUAUCUUAUUAUAUUAUUGUUUUAUUUUAUUAUUUAUUUAUCCAGGUUAUACUUUUUGUCUCUCUGCGUACCAAUAUGUGAAUGUAUGUAUAUAUAUUUCCUUUCUUUUUUUCAUUACGCUACAAGCAUUCCUGAGAAGAUUUUAUUAGAUUUUGUAUUAAGUUAAUUUUUUAUUAGUUAGCCUAUUGUUUAUAAACUGUGUAGUUAUGUAUUUAUAUAUAUGUAGAUAUGUAAUUUAUUUAUUUUUUUUUUUCUUCCAUCACAAUAAUAAAAAUUUUUUUUUGCUAAUUUUUUUAGUGGUUACAUAAUAUUUUUUAAAUUAAUGUAUAUAAUGUUAGAAUUUUUGUAAGUUACUUUUUGGCCAGAUUUGUAUUUGUUCAUCAUUGUUAUUCUAAGGGAACUUAGUCCCAGAAUAA